This is a messenger RNA of Malania oleifera, 1287 nucleotides long. RefSeq names its product ubiquinone biosynthesis O-methyltransferase, mitochondrial. Lineage: Eukaryota; Viridiplantae; Streptophyta; Magnoliopsida; Santalales; Ximeniaceae. The coding region runs from base 170 to 1138 and encodes 322 amino acids. The record is from RefSeq and is a predicted model, not a curated record. Gene Ontology annotation, molecular function: 2-methoxy-6-polyprenyl-1,4-benzoquinol methyltransferase activity. Gene Ontology annotation, biological process: ubiquinone biosynthetic process. The transcript has 9 exons.
UUGCUGGUCCUUUCCUCCUUUCCUUCACCGGUCACUCCCACAGAAUCCUUCCCCAGUCCCAUAGAAGAAGGGCCGGCCGGCAUCUGUUCCCCGAUCCUGUUCCGUUGCAGUGCCAGCCCUGGCGUUUUAAACUUCAGCUGCCUUCAUAUCGUUGCUUAGCAAAUCCGCCAUGGCUCCGAGGCUUUGGAACAAGUUUCGAAGCCUAUACAACGCAGAAUACUUCUACUUUGCAAACUCCAAUCCUAACUAUACUUCUUUUCUGAAGCUUCUGGUUCCCUUGCCUCCGCAAAUCUUCCAUGGCAGACACUACUCGGAGCUUACUCAACCAGUAUCCAAUGAUCCCUCCUGUGGUUCAUCCACAGAGACGUCUGCGUCUUUACAUAGGAUUGCUGCGUCUUCCUCAUCUUUGAAGGAGCCGGAGCUCGCCAAGUUUUCCGCCAUUGCUGAUACCUGGUGGGAUGCUGAAGGGCCAUUUAAACCGUUGCAUGUUAUGAACCCUACACGACUUGCUUUUAUCCGGUCUACUUUAUGUCGACAUUUCAAAAAGAAUCCAUAUUGUGCCAAGCCUUUUGAAGGUUUGAAAUUUGUGGAUGUUGGUUGUGGAGGUGGAAUUUUGUCCGAGCCUUUGGCUCGAAUGGGAGCUGCUGUAAUGGGAAUUGAUGCUGUGGAGCAAAAUAUCAGGAUUGCACGUGUUCAUGCUGAGUUGGAUCCAGGGACUUCAACAAUCGAAUAUUGCUGCACAACAGCUGAAAAACUGGUUGAAGAAAACAGGAAGUUUGAUGCCGUGCUUGCCUUGGAGGUGAUUGAACAUGUAGCAGACCCUGCUGAGUUCUGCAAGUCCCUGGCAGAAUUAACCGUUUCUAGUGGAGCUACUUUGAUCUCAACAAUCAACCGAUCUAUGAGAUCAUAUGCAACUGCUAUUGUCGCGGCAGAGUACGUCCUGCAGUGGCUUCCUAAAGGUACACACCAAUGGUCGAGCUUUUUAACUCCAGAAGAGCUAGUCCUAGUCCUACAACGUGCUUCCAUCACUGUACAAGAAAUGGCUGGGUUUGUGUACAACCCCUUGACAGGACGUUGGACUCUAUCAGACGACGUCAGUGUAAAUUUCAUUGCUUUUGGUACCAAAAAUGGCCAAUAAAGUUGUUGAAAACUGUUUUUUCUUGCUUUUUAAAAGGAAAAUUUUGUCAAAUUCAAUAUUUCUUAUCUGGUCAUGUCUCCAUGUUAGCAUAGUUCAUUCCAUCCUUUUUAUUUUAUAGGAAGAGGUAACUUCAAAAAUUUUGCUUCCAA